Molecule: messenger RNA, 2238 nt
Organism: Hansenula ciferrii
Lineage: Eukaryota; Fungi; Ascomycota; Saccharomycetes; Phaffomycetales; Wickerhamomycetaceae
Product: WD40 repeat domain-containing protein
Exons: 1
Coding region: 1-2238 (745 amino acids)
Molecular function (GO): protein binding
Source: RefSeq, a predicted model, not a curated record
AUGACUGAUAAUUCUACAUUAAGUGGAUCAUCUUACUUAAGUUCUUCACCUCCAACUUCAACAACUUCAUCUGGUUCUUCCAAAUUAAAGAAAAAGCUAUUUAAAGGGUUAUUUAGUGGUCAUGGCCAUGGUAAUAAUAGUUCUAAUAAUAGUUCAAAUAGUGAUCAUCCAGGAAGAAAUCGUUCUGCAACAACAAGUACAGAAUUUUAUCAAGAUGAUGAGGAAUUUUCAAGUGAAGAUGAAAAAUCAAUUGAUUUAAAUUCUUAUUCUGCUACAAUAACUCCAUUAUGUUUUAAACAUAAUUCAAAAUCAAACAAGAGAGAAAUUGCUAAAAAUUUAACAGAAAAAUUACAAAUUAUUGAUGAUGAAGAUUUUGAAAAAUAUCUAAUUCAACCAAAAUAUAUUAAAAAUUUUAGAAAAUGUGUUAAACCUGCAAUUAUUUGUAAAAGAUUAUUUCUUGCUCAAGAAUUAAAUCAAAAUGAUAACAAUAAUCCAAGUGAUCCAAGUACUCCAGAUUUAGUUGUUGAUGAAUUUAUAAAAUCUGAUGGAUUCCAAAAUGAUACUGAUCAAAAUGAUUCACCUAAAAAGGCAAUUUAUGCAAUGAAGUUUAGUCCAGAUGGGAAAUUUUUAGCAAGUGCUGGGAAAGGUAAUAUUAUCAAGAUUUGGAAAGUUAUUGCAUCACCAUUAGAUAGAAUGGAACAAAGUAGUACACCAUCUACCAAUGGAUUUCAAGGUUUAAAUUUAAAUGAUUUAGAAAAUGAUCAUGAUACCAAAAAGACAAUGUAUGCAUCAGUUUUCCAAGAUGUUCCAUAUAGAAUUUUCUCAGGUCAUCAACAUGAUAUAUUAUCAUUAGAUUGGAGUAAAAAUAAUUUUCUUUUAUCAAGUUCAAUGGACAAGACUGUGAAAUUAUGGAAUGUAAAUCAAUCAAAUUGUUUAAGAACUUAUACACAUGGAGAUUUUGUUCCAUCAAUUAAAUUCCAUCCAACAGAUGAUCGAUUUUUUCUUAGUGGAUGUUUAGAUCAUAAAGUUAGAUUAUGGUCUAUAUUGGAUAAUGAAGUUAGUUAUGAAUUUGAUUGUAAAAAUUUAGUUACAGCAGUUAGUUUUACACCUAAUGGGAAUUUAACAAUUGCAGGUACUUUUAAUGGGAAUUUAUAUUUUCUAGAUACAAAAAAUUUAGAGCUUCGACAUUCUUUAGUUAUUAAUCAGAAAAAAAACAAUAAUAAUGGCUCAAAAGUUACAGGGAUUGAAACUUUUUUCGAUAAAGAUGAUGUUAAAGUGCUUAUAACAACAAAUGAUUCCAGAAUAAGAUUAUUAUCAUUAAGACAACGUCAAUUAAUUGAAUAUUUUAAAGGUUUAGAAAAUAAUAGUUCACAAAUCAUUGCUACUGUGUCAGAAGAUAAGAAAUAUAUUAUAUCAGGUUCAGAAAAUCAUUGGGUUUAUAUAUGGAAAAAUCAUAAAGAUGAAAAUGAUGAUUUAUCAAAAUUGAAAACUUCAAAUAAUUUUAAAAAAUUAAUUAAUCAUGAUAAAAAAAAACGUAAAGAUUAUACUUCAUUCCAUGCACAUCAUUCAGUUGUUACAUGUGCAUUAAUUGCUCCAUCAGGUACAGCAAAAGCUUUAUCACUUUCAAAUGAUUAUAUUUAUGAAUUAAAUACAGAAUUUUAUAAAGCUGCAGAUAAUUUAAAUGAUGCUGAAGAUAUUUAUGAUCAUGAUCAUAGUUUUUAUGAAGAUUCAUUAAUUAAAGAAGAUAUGAUUGGUAGUGUAAUAGUUACAUCAGAUGAUACUGGAUUAAUUCGUGUUUUUAGACAAGAUUUUUCUUCAACAGUACGUAAAUUAUUAAUUGAAGAGAAGAAUAAAAAGGCAAAACCUGAAUUGAUUCCAUCAGGUUUAAAUUCAUCAGAUCAUAGAACAGUUUUCUUGCAUAAGGGAUUAAAUCGUUCAAAUAGUUCAAAUCUUUCCAAGGCAACAAAGAAUUAUAACAAGACAUUGAAUACUCAUACACAAGGUUCCAAAUCAGGUUAUACAUCAGGUUCAGUAUCUGGGAAUAGAUCAAGAAGUGGGACUUUAGAUUCUAAUAAAGGUAUUAACGUUGCAGCAUUAAACCAACAAUUAUUAAAUCAUAAGAAUAAUCAUUUAAUUUGUGAUGUUUGUAAUAGUGAAAAGUUUAAAGUUACUAAAACUGGGAAUUCUUCAGAAAUUGGUAUUUUCUGUACAGAUUGUGGUAAUCAAUUGAAUACAUAG